Strigops habroptila (Kakapo) is the source of this 5776-nucleotide messenger RNA. It is a transcript of the gene FAM110D, whose product is annotated as family with sequence similarity 110 member D. NCBI's taxonomy places the organism in Eukaryota, Metazoa, Chordata, Aves, Psittaciformes, Psittacidae. The transcript has 2 exons. Bases 4044 to 5438 code for a protein of 464 amino acids. The record is from RefSeq and is a predicted model, not a curated record.
AGCUGAAAACACAGCCCUGCACCAGCUGCUAGGAAGAAAAUUAACUCAGAGCUGAAAUCAGGACAGUGUUUUAAUUAACAUUGGAACAAAGGGCUGUGCAGACUGGGACUGGGAAUAGUGCAAACAGGAAAUGCUGCAAACUGGUUGGUCCUGCCAUUUCUUACCCCUGCAACAAACCCAAGCCCAGCCACAUGGGCCGUGCUCUUGCAUCGUCACCUGCAGAUUCCUGCAUAUCCUGGUGCCAGAAAUAGGCAGGUUCCCCACUUGGCAGGAUCUGUAUUAGAGGAUAAGCACCUUAAUUAAAGGAGAAAGUCACACCUUGGAUUAGUUGGAAGAGUGGGGAUUUUAAAUACAAACACAAGCUAAAUUCCUCCCUACAAAAUGAAGGAGACCAAGCCUUGAAAUAUAUCUAGUCCAUGGCUGGGAGGGAGGGCAGAAAUCUGUGAGGAAAUGCCCUGGUGCAGAAAUUGGAUGUAACUAAGGCUCAACCCAAAUUCUGCUUUGUUUUCCUCGUUGCACAGAAUCUCGCCUGUCCCGUACCCUUGGGCAGGGCCUGGCUGGGCGAUCCAGGGCUUGGGUACUCGCCUCUGCUCUGGUUUUGCUUUGUGUUUGGUUUAAAUGCAGUGCAAACUGCAGCGUAAGGGCAGAUGUUGCUCCGUGGUUGAGAUAAGGGUGCUGUCCUGCUCGCCCGCCCCUUGGAAAGCUGCCCUGGCUUCAGAGAAACAGCUUUUUCUCCCCCUGUGCCGUAGCUGGCCGGGCAGACGCGCUCAGGUGGCCUUUGGACUGUGGGCAGCACAAAUGGGUGACUUUCUGUGUGGCUUUUCCCUUUGCUCCACAGAUGUUCUGCAAAUCCUUCCAUGGCUUACUGAUUGUUAAGCAAUUCUUAUCUUUGCUGGUGGUUUGUGUGGUGAACACGAGGAGUCGUCCUACAAAACUGGAGUAUUUAAACACCAGCUGUUUAAUGGGCAUUGUUGAGCACUGACUGGUUUAGUUCCCCUUUUGGCUGGAGGGUCGUUUAUGCAAAGUGCAGUUUCUAUUCUUAAGUGCGAUGGAGGAGGAGGGAUGUAUCUGCAGUGCCACAAGCUGUGCAGUGUCUGCGCUGUCUGGGGAGGGGUAGGAGGUGGAAAGACAAGACUGAGCUGCCGCAGGUUUCCUCGCUGGAAAGCCUCUUGGGGGAGGCUGCAUGCUCUUGUGAGCAAAGCAGGUGAAACAUGGAGAAGUGACCUGAAGAAUGAGCCAGCACCAGCACUGCGAGAGGAGCUGCAACCCAGCCCAUGUGCUUGUGAAAUCCCUUUGUUCCCACAUGAAUUUGCAGGUUAUUCGGCUGCCUGAAGUAAAAAGUAAUUGCAUAAGGGCUGCAGUUUGUAAGGAGGGGCCUGGGCUAAGCCGUGGGGCUGAGCUGGGCUGGCCGGUGGGUGAUUGGAGCUGUUCUCUUUGGGGCAGCCCCAUAUUUGCAUUCUCCUGAAGAGAGAGAACUGCUGCUAAAGCUGCAGUUGCGCAGAGGCCUCUGGGCUUUCAGAUAAAACAGAUGAAACCUAAAAACCUCUGCAGGUCCCUUGCAGCAGGCGGUGGGUUCAGCCCAGAUGCUCACCUCUGACACUGGGGACGCUGCCCUCAGCCCUGGCACCUUCUUCCAUCUCUCUCUCUUUCCUGUCUGUCCCUGGGGUUGCGGUACUGACCUGUUUUGCUUCGCAGCCAUCGCCUACCAUGGGGUUUUGAAGCCCCCGCUGCAGGGUUUGAACAAGGAGCCCCGGUGUUUUCUCUUGGGUCCAGCUGCUGUCUUAUUCCUACUCGCACCAACUUGUGGCUGGCUGCCUUAGGUUACGUGGUGGUUUCAGAGUUAUUCAUGCCCAUUCGAGCCAUUGAUAUUUUUAAACUUGUAUAGCAAGCCUUCUGCUCCUGCCCUCCCCUUAAGGAAAGUGCCUGCACCCCAAGCUCCCGCUGGCUUGCAGCCACCCAGCUCCCGUGGGCUGCUCUCCAGGCGCUGGCAUUUGCACGGACCUCGGACCACGAAGGUCUUUUUGUGGGUUGUGAAAGUAAAGCAGCAGGCAGGAGCAGAUGGCUGCGUUAUCAGGUGCUGCAGUCCUGCCUGCGCGUGGCCAUGGGGGAGUUAAAGUGGGGUUUUACAGUUCUCUUUUUAAAGGAGAAAUGCUUCUGGAAAGGAUUGAACGGGUGCAGCUGAGGGGGUUUGUCCCUGCCAUGAGCGGGCCUGCAGGAGCAGGGCUGUGUCAUUGCGAGCUGGACGUGCUCUGAAAAAUGGUGCUGGAAGAAGAAGGAAUCUCUUUGAGGACCUCCUCAGCCUUCUCUCACUCACUGCAAGGGCUGGAGGUUUCUGUACCAGCUGUAGCUGGGUUGUGCCCAGGGUUGCUUUGCUUGCCUGGUACCUUGUUUGCUUCCCAGUGAGCUGGGAGGGAAGCAAAGCCCCAUUGCAGAGCACAAAGCACCUUGUGAGAGCUCUGAGUCAUCUGAAAUGAGAACAAGGGACUUUGAGCAUCCACGUGACUAAGAAAAGCCACCUGAGUGCAUGCACAAGAGGCUGAUAAAGUGGGUAAAUCCCUUCCUAGAAGUCAAAGUGACACAACCCCCAUUUGCCUCCCCAGGGGAAGCAGGAGCUGCCUGGGAUGCUGAUGCCAGGAAGGGCCCCUCAAAUCAUCCCUUGUUGUAUCCUAAAGGGAAUCUGCUUUGCCUGAAUGUACCGGUUCAACUGCGCUCUGAGGAGGAGCUGGAGAGGAGGGCAGUUGCUCUGGGACAGGUGCAGGCGUUUGGUAGGAGCAUCCCAUGGGAACACCCUGCAUCCGCCAGAGAAAGGGGAAUUGGAGGCUGCUCUUACUCACUCGUGGCUUUACCGUCAUUCCCGCUUGGAAAAUAAAACCUGUUCUAAUAAACAGUGAUUCACGUUGUCUGGAGUUAAGAAUAGGUCAUCUUCCGUGUGGGAACGUGGGCGCCUCUCUUCCUGUGGCAGAUCCCAGGUUUCUCCAUCGCUUGCCCCCAUCCUUCUCCCAUCUUCCUCUGGAGAUGGUUGGAUUUGCUCUGGCACGGCUGUAUUGUGCACACAGAACUUGAGUGCUGCUGGAAGAGGCAGCUGCCCACGUUGCUCCUCUCCAAGUUUAUUGCAAUAGAAUAGGUCCUGUCCCUUCCUUGCUUUUCCUGGGAUUUUUCCCAGUGCCUGGAGAGCCUGGACAAGCCCUGGCUGCUCUCAUCCUGCUCAGCCUCCGUUUUAGCCUCUGUUUUCAUCAGCCCAGGAGUCCUGGCACUGGUGCUGUCACACAGGGAAGUGCUGGACACAGACCCAGUUCCCGGCACUGCUCACAUCCCAGUUCCUGAGCAGCGGCGCCACAUGAAGGAACUGGGAUGGUCCCAGUUGGUCCCAGGCCAAAUGCCAUGGCUUUGUCCCUGCUGGAGCCUGGGCUGGGCAGUGCCCCGGCUCGCCAUCCGUACUGGCUGGAGACGGAGGGAGCUGGCGUGUCCCCCCCCCGGCCACCGCAGCGCCAGGUUUGCAGCCCCCCAGGUAGGAGCUGGGGACGGGGGGUGCCCCGGGAGCACCCAGCCCUGGGGCAGAGGUAAAAAUAGCCCCUGGGCCGGCUCCAGCCCAUUGUGGCUUCCUGCAAUUUACAGCCCUUCCUGGGGAGGGGGGAAGAGGAGGCAGGAACUUGCCUGGUUCACUUUGACCCUUUCGCCACCAGCGGAGAAAGUGCCAGAAGGACCUUUCCUCCCUCCUUUUCCGUCUCUGGAUGGGGCAGGAUCCUGGGGAAGGGGACUGGAACCGCACCCAGCAUCUUGGGGUGGAUGUAGAAGGAGGAACUGUUGGAGUGGACAUGGUUUCUCUGUCCCAUUCUUGAUACCCUGUAUGCUGGGGAGGGACAAAGAGACUCAGUCCUGCCUGGGAGGAGGCAGAGAUCUCUGCUGCAGAUCCCAAAAUCCUGGCCAGGCUCCUACAAGGAGGUGGAAGAAGGAGGAGAGCUGGCAGAGGUGAGCUGGAGCUGCAGGAGGAGGAGUCGUGAUGCUGGCUGGGUAGGGUGGGCUCCAGGGUGUGAAGGCUGGGCAUGGGGCUGGCAGGGUGGGCUCCUGCUGGUGGGGCUGGGCUGGCAGGGGUUAAUGGGGUGGCUCCUCCUCAACCUCUAUAUGAGGCUCCUGCCUGCUCUGGGCUCACAGUUUGCUGUGGCGGCAGAGGGGCAGGAGCCAAACGACAACAGAACGUCCACACAUCCCAUCCCUGCAUCCCUGUGUGGGCUCAGGAGCUGAACAAGAACAGAGUGUCCUGCAUCCCAUCCCUGCAUCCCUGUGUGGGCUCAGGGCCUAAUCCAGGAGCCAAGCGAAGCUUUGGGAGCCUCCCCAUCCGCAGCACCAGACCCCUCCUCAGCUGCUCAGGGGGGAACAGAGCAACCGGAGCUGACACUGAAGGGCUGGGGGCGAUGGUGCCCCUGGGCAGCCCUGCUCUUGCCGCCUGCGCCUCCAGCAACUUGCACCUCGUGGUCCCCGGCUCUCCCCUGGCCCGGCUGAACCGGGGCCCCGGGUGCCCGCAGGAGCCGGGGGGCGGCAGGGGCCGGACGUGCAGCGCCGUGGAGCGGCUGGAGGCCGAUAAAGCCAAAUACGUGAAGUCGCAGCAGGUCAUCAACAGGCGGCAGGAGCCGGCGCUGCGCGGCCGCUCGCCGUGGCUCCCCCCCAGUGCCCAGCGCCCCCUCACCCGCCAGCAGCGACACGAGUUGUGUCAGAGCUCGGAGCUGCGCCGGGACGGUCCCAGGAAGCUGCCGUGCCCCCCCCAGGCCCCGGUGCUGCGUCGGGCCGGCGGGAGCCACGUGCUGAGACCCGACUCCCUCAUCAUCUACCGGCAGAAACGGGACUGCCCGGACGGGGACAAGGAGAACGCCGAGAGCUCGGGGCUGAUGCGAAACCUCUUCCAGGGACCCCGCAGAGACAAGUGCCCCAGCUCUUCCCCAGCCAGGGAGCUGGGUGAGGGGCCGCCGACACCCCAGAGCCCCGAGACCCCCAUGCCGUGGGUGCCCACAGAGAAGGAAGAGGCGAGGACGCCGGGUGCCAGCAGUGGCGGUGGCAGUGGUGGCAUCAUCCCUCUGCCUGGCGGCUCCGUGGCACAGCCCCCCGGCAAGCCGGCGCUGGCUCUGCGCGUCUCCCUGCCGCUCUCGGAGCAGGAGCGGUUCUUCAACUGCUGUGGGCUGGACCGGGCGCUGGUGGAGCUGCUGGGGUGGGAGAGGUUUGUGCCCACGGGCUGGGACAACGCCCGGACUCUGCUCCACGGCUCCUGCGAGUCGGAGUCUGGGCAGGCCUCGGGGGCCAGCGACGGGGAGGUGGGACCGGGCGAGGAGGAGCCGGAUGCUCGGCUGGGCUCUGCCGUCUCGGUGGUGGAGCGCAACGCUCGCAUCAUCAAGUGGCUCUAUGACUGCCAGCGAGCCGGGGUGGCUGCCCGGGAGUCCACCGUCUAGGUGAAGGCAGCGCCGGGUGGCGUCCACGUCCUGGUGCUAUGGAGCUGCUGGCUGAGAGGGCCACCAGGUCUACCCAGGACCAGGGAUGAAUGCAGACGCAGCACCUGGAGGGCAGGCGGGAAAGGGGCUCCCGUGGGGGAGUCUUUCCUUGGCCGCAGGGCUGGCAGGCUCCUGCCCCCGUGCCUGACCCAUCGCCAUCCUCCCUGUCUCUGCUCGGGUCCUGCACCGGCCGGACCGGGUGGGCAGAGCCCGAGCCCCCCAUUGCAGGCAGUGCCCACCCCGCAGCAAACGGGCUGCUGGGGCCGGAGCAGCGCUCAAUAAACCUGGUUGUGUUUUUC